Dreissena polymorpha is the source of this 2148-nucleotide messenger RNA. RefSeq names its product adhesive plaque matrix protein-like. The transcript has 3 exons. Lineage: Eukaryota; Metazoa; Mollusca; Bivalvia; Myida; Dreissenidae. The record is from RefSeq and is a predicted model, not a curated record. Bases 1 to 2148 code for a protein of 715 amino acids.
AUGGUCGCCGUACGGUCGCUGCGGGGACGCCAUGGUCGCAAUAAGAUCGCACUAAGAACGCUAAAGACGCAGCUCAGACGCCGUAUGGUCGGCUUUGGUCGCCGUAAGGACGCAGUACGAACGAGUUGCGCAGUCUGGUCGGGAGCUGCGCUGUUCGUUAUAAAUCACGCAAGGUUUCGUGGUCUCAUUAAGUAUGUCCUGACCUACUGCGAGAUGCACAGGUCGGACCAUAGCUACGCUGGUCUCAUUAAGUAUGUCCUGACCUACUGCGAGAUGCACAGGUCGGACCAUAGCUACGCUGGUCUCAUUAAGUAUGUCCUGACCUACUGCGAGAUGCACAGGUCGGACCAUAGCUACGCUGGUCUCAUUAAGUAUGUCCUGACCUACUGCGAGAUGCACAGGUCGGACCAUAGCUACGCUGGUCUCAUUAAGUAUGUCCUGACCUACUGCGAGAUGCACAGGUCGGACCAUAGCUACGCUGGUCUCAUUAAGUAUGUCCUGACCUACUGCGAGAUGCACAGGUCGGACCAUAGCUACGCUGGUCUCAUUAAGUAUGUCCUGACCUACUGCGAGAUGCACAGGUCGGACCAUAGCUACGCUGGUCUCAUUAAGUAUGUCCUGACCUACUGCGAGAUGCACAGGUCGGACCAUAGCUACGCUGGUCUCAUUAAGUAUGUCCUGACCUACUGCGAGAUGCACAGGUCGGACCAUAGCUACGCUGGUCUCAUUAAGUAUGUCCUGACCUACUGCGAGAUGCACAGGUCGGACCAUAGCUACGCUGGUCUCAUUAAGUAUGUCCUGACCUACUGCGAGAUGCACAGGUCGGACCAUAGCUACGUUGGUCGCAUUAAGUAUGUCCUGACCUACUGCGAGAUGCACAGGUCGGACCAUAGCUACGCUGGUCUCAUUAAGUAUGUCCUGACCUACUGCGAGAUGCACAGGUCGGACCAUAGCUACGCUGGUCUCAUUAAGUAUGUCCUGACCUACUGCGAGAUGCACAGGUCGGACCAUAGCUACGCUGGUCUCAUUAAGUAUGUCCUGACCUACUGCGAGAUGCACAGGUCGGACCAUAGCUACGCUGGUCUCAUUAAGUAUGUCCUGACCUACUGCGAGAUGCACAGGUCGGACCAUAGCUACGCUGGUCUCAUUAAGUAUGUCCUGACCUACUGCGAGAUGCACAGGUCGGACCAUAGCUACGCUGGUCUCAUUAAGUAUGUCCUGACCUACUGCGAGAUGCACAGGUCGGACCAUAGCUACGCUGGUCUCAUUAAGUAUGUCCUGACCUACUGCGAGAUGCACAGGUCGGACCAUAGCUACGCUGGUCUCAUUAAGUAUGUCCCGACCUACUGCGAGAUGCACAGGUCGGACCAUAGCUACGCUGGUCUCAUUAAGUAUGUCCCGACCUACUGCGAGAUGCACAGGUCGGACCAUAGCUACGCUGGUCUCAUUAAGUAUGUCCCGACCUACUGCGAGAUGCACAGGUCGGACCAUAGCUACGCUGGUCUCAUUAAGUAUGUCCUGACCUACUGCGAGAUGCACAGGUCGGACCAUAGCUACGCUGGUCUCAUUAAGUAUGUCCCGACCUACUGCGAGAUGCACAGGUCGGACCAUAGCUACGCUGGUCUCAUUAAGUAUGUCCCGACCUACUGCGAGAUGCACAGGUCGGACCAUAGCUACGCUGGUCUCAUUAAGUAUGUCCCGACCUACUGCGAGAUGCACAGGUCGGACCAUAGCUACGCUGGUCUCAUUAAGUAUGUCCCGACCUACUGCGAGAUGCACAGGUCGGACCAUAGCUACGCUGGUCUCAUUAAGUAUGUCCCGACCUACUGCGAGAUGCACAGGUCGGACCAUAGCUACGCUGGUCUCAUUAAGUAUGUCCCGACCUACUGCGAGAUGCACAGGUCGGACCAUAGCUACGCUGGUCUCAUUAAGUAUGUCCUGACCUACUGCGAGAUGCACAGGUCGGACCAUAGCUACGCUGGUCUCAUUAAGUAUGUCCCGACCUACUGCGAGAUGCACAGGUCGGACCAUAGCUACGCUGGUCUCAUUAAGUAUGUCCUGACCUACUGCGAGAUGCACAGGUCGGACCAUAGCAACCCUCAGGAAUAUGCAGUACGAGCACCCACAGGCAAGCGACCAAUGACCUGA